AUGGGCGCCAUAAAACGAAAGGCCGAGCAGGGCAGCACGCCGUCCAAGAAGGACAAGACUGCAUCGACCGACCGCCAUGCGAAGCGACGCAAAUCCGAUGUGACAGAACAGCCUGCGCCUGCAAAGUCGAAACCUGACAUUGCUCCUGCGCCAAAGAGCGUGUUCAAGGAUGAGGAGAAAUCUUUCCCGCGGGGUGGCGCAAGUGUCUUGACACCCCUCGAGCACAAACAAAUUCAGAUCAAGGCGAACCAGGACGUCCUCUUCGAACAGUCGGGAGUGAAGCGCACCGGCGGCGACGAUGGCUUCAGCGAUAUGGGCUCCGACGACGGCGAGGCGGCUGCUCCAAAGGCGAAGAAGCGGCCCGCCAAAAAGAGCAAGAAGGGACAGGAUGACGGCGAAGACGAAAAAAUCGUGCGCGUCGAGGGUCUCAACUACAAGAAACUUACCCCAGGUACCAUCAUUCUCGGACAAGUGACGGACGUUUCACACCAAGACAUCGUACUCGCCCUCCCGAACAACCUCGUCGGCUACGUGCCCCUCACGGCGGUCUCGGACAAGCUGAAUGAGCGACUCGAGAAGCUCUUGAAGGAGGAGGAAGAUGGCGCAGAUAUUGCGGAAGACGAGGACGAGAGCUUCGAGGAUGUACACCUGGAAGACAUGUUCACAAUUGGCCAAUAUAUGCGCGCCUGUGUCACCGCGACCACCGACGACAGCGCAAGGGCGAGGAAAAGGCUAGAGCUUUCAAUCGAGCCGAAGCUGGUAAACAAGGGACUGUCCAAGCGAAAGAUGCCUAUCAACAGCAUGGUACAGGCGUCUGUUGUAAGCAACGAGGACCAUGGUCUGGUCAUGGACCUGGGACUGGACGACUCAAAAAUCAAGGGCUUCCUACCCAAGGGCGAAUUGGGUCCAAAGAUCCAACAUUCAAAGGUACAGGAAGGCGCAGUCUUCAUGUGUCUAGUCACGGGCCUGAACUCGGAUGGUCGGAUCGUAAAGCUCUCGGCCGACCACAGCAAAGCAGGAAACCUGGCCAAGGGCAACACCCUCACAGAAGCCCCGACCAUCGAUGUGUUCCUGCCGGGAACCGCUGUUGAUGUGCUUGUUGCCGAUACCACUGCCAGCACGUUGACUGGAAAGAUCCUCGGGCUUGCUGACGCGACUGCCGACGCUUACCAUUCUGGAGCCACGGAGAAGGGUGGCGACGUGGCCCAAAAGUACAAGAUCGGAUCCAAGGUUAAGGCCAGGAUACUGUUCACUUGCCCAGACUCGGAUCCUGCUAGAGUUGGUGUUUCUCUACUGGACCACGUAGUGGCACUGUCCACCCGCAUGUCCGGAAAGCCAAAGGAGCGAAAGCCAGCACUCGACCUCAUGCCCAUUUCUACCAUCAUCGACAACGCAAAGGUUGUGAAGGUCGCGCCAGCUCUUGGUGCUUUCUUCGAACUUGGUGUCCGAGACGUGCUUGGUUUUGCGCAUAUAUCCCGGUUGUCUGACGACAGAGUGGACGUGUUGUCUGAAGAUGCCGGCGCGUACAAACUCGGCUCAACACAUCGAGCACGAAUUGUUGGCUACAACUCCAUCGACGGAUUGUUCCAACUGUCUUUGGAGCAAAAGGUCCUGGAUCAAGCCUUCCUCCGCAUUGAAGAUAUCAAACCUGGAGAGGUGGUCAAAGGCAAGGUCCACAAGCUUAUUGCCGACAAGAAGGGCGCGAGUGCAGUCCUGGUACAUCUUUCUGACGGCAUCACUGGUCUUGUAACUGAGAUGCACCUGGCUGAUGUCAAACUACAACAUCCUGAGCGCAAGUUUCGAGAGGGAGUUGCGGUGACAGCCCGCGUGCUGUAUACUGAGCCCGCACGGCACCAGAUUCAGCUUACCCUGAAGAAGUCUUUGGUCAAUUCUGACGUGAAGCCAUGGACGGACUACUCGAUGAUUUCGGAAGGCUCAAAGGGUCCCGGUAUACUCGUCAAUGUGCUAAAGAAUGGCGCCAAGGUCCGCUUUUACGGCGAUGUUACAGCGUGGCUGCCAGUAGCUGAGAUGAGCGAAGCUUUCAUGGACGACGCUACAAGACACUUUACGAAAGGACAGGUGGUCAACGUGCGUGUCAUUUCGGUCAACGCCAAAGACCGCCAAAUGCUUGUGUCAUGCAAAGAUCCAGCUGCGGUAGAUCCCAACAAGGAGGCUGCUUUCAAUGCCCUUAACCCUGGCAAUGUUACAAAGGGAACCGUUCUCGAAAAAUCCGACGAUGUAGCUACACUUGAUCUUGGUCACGGUGUCAAGGGCGUACUGCGAAUUGGACAUUUGACUGAUGGUUCAGAAAAGAAGGACAUUUCCACCAUGAAGAAAAUUCGCGUCGGUGGAACUCUCGAGGAUCUUGUGGUUCUCAACAAGCUUUUGAGAUCGAAGGUCGUCACUGUAUCCAACAAGCCCAGUCUGCGCAAAGAUGCCCAAGCCUCCAAACUCAUUACCAAUGUCGAAGAAUUAACAUCUGGCGAGAUUGUGCAUGGUUUUGUGCGUGGUAUACUACCGGACAAGGUCUUUGUAGAAUUUGGGAACGGCGUUAGUGGCGCCGUCUUCAAGUCGCAGAUGACGGAAGAGAUACUCACUGCACCCAAUUUCGGCCUGCGCAAGGACCAGUCUAUGACCUGUCGGAUCACGUACGUUGAUCCUACCAAUGGUAUGUUCUGGCUCUCAAUGAAGCUCGAGCCCGAGACAAAUGAAUCCGCUGCACCAACGCCAACAGCACCCACCGGCACAGCCAUGACAGCACCUGUCGACUCGAAAAUCACGAACACCGACGAAAUCAACUUUGGCACUGAGCUCAAAGUUCGCAUUCGUUCAAUCAAAAGCACGCAGAUCAAUGUCGAGCUGGCUGAGAAUGUUCAGGGUCGCAUAUCUGUUUCCGAGCUGUUUGACUCUUGGGACGAUAUCCCGGAUAAGAAACGCCCUACAGCACAUUUCCAAAUGAACCAGACCAUCAAGGCGAAGGUAUUGGGCCGACACGACGCUCGCAACCAUCGCUUCCUCCCAAUCACCCAUCGUUCGAGCAACAAGACCCCAACAUUCGACCUCACAGCAAAGAAUGAGAAGCUUAAAUCCGAGGGCGAUGUCCUGUCACUCGACAAAGUCACGGAGGGGUCGUCUUAUGUGGCCUUUGUGAAUAACAUUGCUGACCGCUACGUGUGGGUCAAUUUGUCUGCCAAUGUCCGCGGGCGUGUUGAUUUCCUUGAUCUUACAGAUGAUCUCGAGCAACUAUCCGCUGUCGAAGAGAACUUCCCGGUGGGAUCUGCUCUCAAGGUUCGCGUCAAGGCAGUGGACAUUGCCGCUGGGCGCCUGGAUUUGACUGCUGCAUCAACCGUAACUGGAAAGACACUCUCCCUGGCCGACCUCAAAGUAGGCUACGUGCUGCCUGCUCGCGUCACCAAGAUCCAUGACGCGUCGAUUGUUGUUCAAGUCAACGAGAACAUUGCCGCGCCAAUCUUCCUGGAGCGUCUUGCUGAUGAUUACGACAAAGCCAAACCGUCGGAGUACAAACAGGGCGACGUCCUCAGAGUCUGCGUCAUCGAAGUGGAUAUUCCAAACAAGAAGCUUGGUCUCUCUGCCAGGCCAUCGAAGGUUCUGAGCUCCACUCUGCCUGUCAAGGAUCCCAUAAUUGAGGACAAGGCGCAGCUCAAGGUUCAUCAGGUUGUACGUGGCUUCAUCAAGAAGAUCGCAGAUAACGGCGUUUAUGUUCGCCUGGGCCCACACGUGGAGACAUAUGUUCGUGUGUCAAACCUGUCAGAUUCCUAUAUCAAGGACUGGAAAUCGGCCUUUCACGUUGACCAGCUUGUCACCGGAAAGAUCAUCUCGAACAAGGAAGAUCAGCGCAAUGCGCAAAUGACGUUGAAGACCUCUACCAUCCAAGGCAACUAUGUCGAGAUCUUAGAGUUCGGUGACAUGAAGGCUGGUCAGAUCGUGACUGCCAAGGUGCGAAAGGUCGCAGAGUUCGGCGUCUUCUUGGUAGUUGACAACUCAAACAACGUCAGUGGACUGUGCCAUGUUUCGAAACUGGCCGAUAAACCAGUCGCCAAAGACAAGAUCAAGGACAUGUACAAAGAAGGUGACAUCGUCAAGGCGAAAGUCGUCAGCGUCAACCCAACAGCAAGGAGGAUCAACUUCAGCUUGAAGUACUCGCAGGUCAAGGGCUCAGAAGAGGAAGAUGAGGAUAUGGAGGAUGAUUCGGAUGUUGACGUUGACAUGGCGGAUGAUGUAGAUUCAGAUGACGGCGGCAUUGAACUUGACGACGAAGACGUCGACAUGAGGAGUGUGAAGAGUGCCGAAAGCGACGAGGAUGGCGCAGAUGAAGUGGAGUCGGAGGCCGAGUCAGAAACCAACGCCACCAAAGCCGCAGUACCUGGCCUUAGCACAUCCGGCUUCGACUGGACAGGCGCGACUCUGGAUUUCGAUCAGGUUGAACGUGGGCAUGAUUCUGACUCGGACGGUGCAGCGACCAAGAAGAAGCGCAAGAGCAAGAAAGCGACCAUCAAGGAAGACCGCACAGGCGACCUUGAUGCAUUCGGACCUCAGUCUGUAGCCGACUUCGAGCGACUUCUCCUCGGACAGCCCAACAGCGCUGAGAUGUGGGUGCGCUACAUGAUCUUCCAGCGUGAGCUGAACGAGAUCGAGAAGGCCCGCCAGAUUGCUCGUCGUGCACUGUCGACCAUCAACCCUCGUGAGGAGAAAGAGAAGCUCGAUGUUUGGACCGCGCUGCUGCAUCUCGAGAAUGAUUUCGUCAGUGAUGAUGCGAUAGAAGCCACAUUCAAAGAAGCUUGCCAGCACAACGACUCGCGCGAGAUUCACGAGCGUAUGAUCAAGAUCUACAUCUCGGCAAGCAAGUUCGAGAAAGCAGACAAUCUCUACCAGUCAAUGAUGAAGAACAAAUCCUUCACCCCCGACCCCAACUUCUGGCUCGGCUACGCCACAUUCCUCAUGGACGUCCUCUCGCCCCCCUCACCCACCCGCGCCCGCGCCCUCCUCCAACGCGCCACGCAAUCCGUCCCAUCCACCCAACACCGGCACCUGACCCAAAAAUUCGCCGCGCUGGAAUUCAAAUCCGCCAACGGCGACGCCGAGCGCGGCCGCACCAUCUUCGAAGGCCUCGUCUCUACAUGGCCCAACAAGGGCGAUGUUUGGGACGUGUACCUCAGCCUGGAAUUGAGCCACGGCACCGAGGAGAAUGUUAGGGACCUGUUUGAGCGGAUGAGUAAGGUGGGCAAGAAGAAGAGGGCGAUGGGCGUUUUCAAGAAGUGGGCCGAGUGGGAAGAGAGCAAGGGGAAUAGGAAGGGGGUUGAGCGUGUGAAGGCGCUGGAGCAGCAGUGGAGGGAGGCGAGGGAGAAGGAGAAUGAUGAGGAGUAG
Parastagonospora nodorum SN15 is the source of this 5385-nucleotide messenger RNA. RefSeq lists its product as hypothetical. The record is from RefSeq and is a predicted model, not a curated record. Gene Ontology annotation, molecular function: RNA binding; protein binding. The transcript is spliced from 2 exons. The coding region runs from base 1 to 5385 and encodes 1794 amino acids. NCBI's taxonomy places the organism in Eukaryota, Fungi, Ascomycota, Dothideomycetes, Pleosporales, Phaeosphaeriaceae. Gene Ontology annotation, biological process: rRNA processing. Gene Ontology annotation, cellular component: nucleolus; small-subunit processome.